Messenger RNA from Staurois parvus, 344 nucleotides. NCBI's taxonomy places the organism in Eukaryota, Metazoa, Chordata, Amphibia, Anura, Ranidae. The record is from the annotation of a GenBank genome assembly.
AAACAUACCUACUGUGUGCAGUGGUUUUGCAGAGUGAAACCUGGAUCCUCCUCUUCUCGGGUCCCCCGCAGGCUCUCCUGGCUCCUCCUGUCUCUCAGGUGCCCCCACAGCAAGCAGCUUGCUAUGGGGGCACCCGCUCCUCCGUGUGUCCAUUCACACACAGAGCAGCAGCUUGAGGAGGCAGAGACUCACAACAGUCUCGGCUGUCAUUCACAUUGCUGGAUCUCGAUGGGGCUCAGGUAAGUAUUGAGGGGGCUGGGGGCACUGCUGCACACAGAAAGAUUUUUACCUUCAUGCAUAGAAUGUAUAAAGGUAAAAAACCUUCAGCCUUUACACCACUUUAA